Molecule: messenger RNA, 2263 nt
Organism: Oreochromis niloticus (Nile tilapia)
Lineage: Eukaryota; Metazoa; Chordata; Actinopteri; Cichliformes; Cichlidae
Exons: 3
Coding region: 1523-2263 (246 amino acids)
Source: RefSeq, a predicted model, not a curated record
ACCGGAUUUGGUGUGUGGUAGUAACAGAAAAAUGCCACGUGCGCUAUCUGAUGUGUGGAGACAUUUUACACCAGCUAAUGUACAAGGGAAAUCUGUAUAUAUGUGUAAGUAUUGUGAUAAGACGUACGUGAAGAAUGCCACAAAAAUGCAACAGCACAUUGCAAAGUGCAAAAAAAUUCCUCAAGGCCCAACACAUGCAGCAGCCAGGAGUUCCACUCAAGGGGAAAAUGAAUCUGUUUCAGCUGUAUCAGAGUCAGAUACCCACUCAUCAGCUCCUGGUCCCUCUGGCAUCAGAGGAUUCUUUGAUUUUAUGGAUGACACUAGCCAGAAAAAUGCAGAUGAGUGUUUUGCUCGUGCAAUCUAUGCAACUGGCUCACCCCUGAUGCUGACAUCCAAUGUGUACUGGAAGAGAUUUUUGAAUGUUCUCCGACCAGCAUACAUUCCCCCAACCAGACAUGCAUUGUCUACUCAUCUACUGGAUGAAGACUUCAGUUGAGUUCAAGCAAAGGUGAAACAGACCAUUGACCAAGCUGACUGUAUUUCAGUCAUCUCUGAUGGAUGGUCCAAUAUCAGGGGACAAGGAAUUAUUAACUACAUAAUCACCACUCCUCAGCCUGUGUUCUACAAGAGUGUAGACACAAAGGAAAACAGACACACAGGCCAAUAUAUUGCAGAUGAGCUCAAAGUGAUCAUCAAUGACCUUGGACCAGAUAAGGUUUUUGCACUGGUCACUGACAACGCAGCCAACAUGAAGGUUGCCUGGGCAGAUGUGGAGGAGACCUACCCUCAUAUAACUGCUAUUGGCUGUGCUGCCCAUACACUAAAUCUUCUCCUAAAAGACAUAAUGGCACUAAAAACAAUGGACACUCUGAAUAAGAGAGCGAAGCAAGUUCUGAAAUAUGUUAAAGGCAAACAAGUAACUUCCGCUACAUUUCUGUCAAAGCAAAAGGAAAAGAACAAGAGUACUACACUGAAGCUUCCCAGCAUAACGCGAUGGGGUGGUUGUUACGGCCCUAGCAGGGCCUCAUCCUGAAGGUGCCUGUGUGGGUGUGUCCUACAAUCUCCCAUCUGCCUGAGGUGCCACCUUCUUUCUUUUGUGCAGCUGACUCUCGUCAGUAAUUAAGAGUAUUUAAGCACAGGGAAAGGUGAGCUCUGGGCCAGAGUGCCAUUAGUGUGGUUACAGCUUGUGAGCUGUGCUUUUGUGGGUUGCAGCUAGUGAGCUGUGUUUUGUGGUUUGCGGUUUGCAGCUAGUGAGCUGCGUGUCUGUGUUUGCAGCUGGUGAGCUGCUCUCUCUUUUUGACUUACUUUGUACUUUAUUGACCAACGCUUGAGUUUUGUUUGUUUCUUUAAAUGGUGAUAGCGGCUUGUCCGUCUCUUUUAGUUAGUUUUAAUACAAACUUUAAUAAAGCUAUUUACUUUAACCAUUUUGCCUUCUUGUCUCCUUUUUCUGACCUGGACACUUUUUGUUACUUCCCCUCACCGCCUAGACCCCUCAGGGGAACGUAACAGUGGUGUUGUUAUCAUGUUUGACAGCCUUAUGGAAGGAAAGGAGUCUCUGCAAGAGAUGGCCAUAUCCCAGUCUGUAGGCAUCGACAGUGACAUCAAGAAGGUCAUCUUGGAUGAUGUGCUCUGGGAAAGAGUAUCUAGCAGUCAGAAAAUCCUCAAACCUAUUGCAGCAGCAAUAGCGAAGAUAGAGGGCGAUGGCGCCAUCUUGUCAGAUGUCCAGUGCCUUUUUGCAGAACUCAAAGAAGAAAUCCAGACAAUUCUGCCCACUUCCCUACUACUGAAAGCAGAGGAAACGGCUGUGGUCAAGUCAUUGGAACAGCGGAGGGAGUUCUGCAUGAAGCCAGUGCAUGCAGCAGCAUACAUGCUGGACCCCAAAUAUUAUGACAAGGGCAUACUUUCUGGGGAAGAGAUCAACAGUGCCUAUGCGGUCAUUACAGCCAUGUCUGACCACCUGGGUCUCGAUAAAGGCAAAGUUCUAGGCAGUUUGGCAAAGUAUCGAACAAAGCAAGGCCUUUGGAAAGGGGAUGGAAUAUGGCAGUCAUGCCAGCACAUAUCUGCAGUGUUGGGAAGACUCACAAAUGUGAGAGUGGAAAAGCUGGUCGGCAUUCGGGCAAACCUACGGCUCUUUGAGCCUGACACAGAGCCAUCCUCAACAAGGCUGGAAAGUGACACUGAAGAGGAAGACUCAGAGUUGGAUGCUGAGGAAGUGGACAUGUUGUUGGAUGAUGAUGAGGUCCAGGAAGAGUCUACUGACUGA